AUGGCAGCAUUCUCUCAGACUAAACUGGCAAUAACAACAGCAGAUGGCUUUUCUCUAGGAGCAACUUUAUUUCAAUCUCAACCUACAAAUGCAACCCCGUCUUUAGCUAAACGCAUAGUAGUUAUUAUCAAUGCAGCAACAGGAGCACUCCAAAAGUUUUACUUUCCUUUUGCAGCCUUUUUGGUUCAGAAUGGAGUCGAUGCAGUACUAUCGUAUGAUUAUCGAGGCAUUGGUGAAUCUCUCCCUAAAGAGGGCACUCUUGUCGGAUUCAAGGCAAACAUUAGCGACUGGGCAUUUUGGGACCAGCCAGCCAUUAUAAAGUAUAUGCACUCUCGUUUUGGGUCAACCAGCGAUAUCAUUCUUAUUGGUCACAGUGUUGGAGGGCAUAUUGCCACCAUCAACCCACUCUCAAAACAUAUUGCCAGAUCUCUAUUUGUUACAUGUGGAUCUGCCUAUUAUGCUGCUCAGGGACUGUCUAAUAUUCCUUCACUGGCACUGGCACAUUUUGUUCUCUUUCCCGGAUUUGCAUGGUGGUAUAAUUAUCUACCCUGUCGUGAGUUGGGUUUACUCAAGAUUGAAGAUAUUCCGAAAGGCGUCGCUCGACAGUGGUCGUACUGGUCUCGAUCUCGCAGCUAUUUAGCUCGACAACCAAAAUAUGCCAAAGCUACUUCUGAAUGGAAGAAUCCACUGUUACUGCUGUCUUUUUCCGACGACGCAUUAAUUAGCAAGCAAGCCAUAUCUGACUUUGCCUCGCUACUUAAGAGUGCUGAUGUAGAUUGGAGGCAUUUGGAUCCACGUAUAGAUCUUGGGAUAGAAUCUGUAGGCCAUAUGGGGUUCUUUUUUAGCACAAAUCAGCAAAUACUCUGGAAACCUGUGCUUUCUUAUAUACUUUAUGGGGCAUAUCCAGUGUUUUCUCACUCAACACAGCUCCAUACAAUACUACCAGCUAAACUAUAA
Batrachochytrium dendrobatidis JAM81 is the source of this 957-nucleotide messenger RNA. RefSeq lists its product as uncharacterized. The coding region runs from base 1 to 957 and encodes 318 amino acids. The record is from RefSeq and is a predicted model, not a curated record. NCBI's taxonomy places the organism in Eukaryota, Fungi, Chytridiomycota, Chytridiomycetes, Rhizophydiales. The transcript has a single exon.